CCGGCAAACCAACAAAAAAGAAUCCCACACUCUCUUCUUCAACCCGAAGACCCACAUACCAGCACUCAUUUGUCCUCCGCUUCGAUUACGAACCAGGAUAUCCUUUGAGUUGAUAUAUCUCUCUCUCUCACUCUCACAUUCCACGUGACCUCAACCCACCGACUCCACGUCAACCCACCAAAAACCCUCACCAUGUUCUCCAAGACCAUCCUCCUCAUGGCCCUCAACGCCGGCCUCACCCUCGCCGGCAACGCCAUCCUCACCAACCGCUGCUCCUACGACAUCUGGGUCUCAUCGGUCGGCGGCUCCCACCAAACCCCCUGCACCCUCGUGCCCGCCCGCACCCAAUACACCGAGGUUCUCUACAACACGGGCACCUCGCUCAAGGUCUCCUCCACCGACAGCAUCAAGAACGGCGAGCACACCCAAUUCGAGUACUCCAUCGCCGACGGAAAGAUCUGGUACGACAUCUCCUUCGUCAACUGCGCCAAGGGCAACUCCGCCUCCGCGUGCCCCGGCCACGCUGAGGGGCUGUCCAUGCGCGGCACCGACAACCAGUGCAGCGCUGCGGAUUGCGCGGCGGGCGAUUAUUGUCCUAGCCAGGCGUACUAUGUUGAUACCCCGCUGAUCAAGCUGGGGAUCAAGGAGCCUGUGUUUGACUGCCCGACUACGGACGUUGAUAUCCACAUGACCGUUUGCUCUGGCGAGGGCUCGCUCAAGAGAAGUGUGGCUGGCCGCGUCGCUAUUGACCUUGAGGGUUAGAGCUAGAUAGCAGAUGAUGAUAACGCGCAUCGGGGAUGCUUGCGGCGUUGACGCUUUUGUCUUUGUUUUUUUUCUCUUCUUCUUGAUCGCGAUUGCAAUCGCUUGUUCUUUUUUUCUUCGAUUCCAUCAUGAUAUAUAUUAGGGCUAGACAGGGUCUGGGCGUGGUUUGAUUACCACUCAGCACGCUUUGCUGGAUUGGAUGUUUUUUUUGAAGGGGGUGGAUUCACGACAGCAUACGAUUUGAUUAUGAUAUGACCUGAAAAAAUUCAGAAAAGCUUCAUCUUUUGCUGGUAUGCAAAUGAUGGUCUUCAACUCUCUCUCCAUGUGCUUUGUGACUUGGAUGUGUGUCUCG
This is a messenger RNA of Bipolaris sorokiniana ND90Pr, 1114 nucleotides long. RefSeq lists its product as uncharacterized. The record is from RefSeq and is a predicted model, not a curated record. Lineage: Eukaryota; Fungi; Ascomycota; Dothideomycetes; Pleosporales; Pleosporaceae. The transcript has a single exon. The coding region runs from base 193 to 762 and encodes 189 amino acids.